AUGCUGCGGCCGCGCGCCGAGUAUGUGCCACCGUUCGAGCGCUCCAAGCUAUGGAUGUGGAGCACCGACACGUCCCGCAUUGAUAUCAUGGCCCCCAAACGGCCCCAAACGGCCCGGUCAAGUCGCAGCAACGAGUCGACGACGACGCCGUCGCGCCCGCAGACCGCCCGUCGCACGCGUGCACCGAGUAGCCCCAAGUUCAGUCGACCGCCGACCGCGCGGCGCUGUCGUGAAAACGGCAUGCUGCAUAGCACAAGGACGGCAAAGCAAGGCGCCGGGCGUGCGCAUGAGCAGGCCGCGUCGUGUGCACCAUCGCACUACCACGGGAUACCAACCGAGAGCGUCCAAGGCUCUUCAGUGGAGGCCAACGACGACGAUACACCGUCCGUUGUCGUAUCGGCGUUUGCGGAGCCCCUCGAUGCCAUUGUAGUGGCGCCCGAGAGCACGGUAGAAACCUCAAUGGAGCUUCGAACCUCCGAGCCUCUGGUCGAAACUAGUGUUGUGCCAGCGCUAUCGCUGCCAGAGCUGCCGCCCACGCUGCACAAUGUUCCGCCCGACAAGCUACACGAGCCGCGACGUCUCUCGGCAGCCGAGCAGGACGCGUGGACCUUCUAUUCGAUCUGCCGUGCGGGCGAAGCGUCGGCGACUGCGCGCGCGCAUCAGUCGCAGCGGGCGUACCUCAAGCGGUGCUCGCAGGUGCUCACGGUGCCCAAGCCACUGUCGCUCGCUGUGGACUUGGAUCUAACGGACCGCUGUCACGGCUAUGCGAGCGCCUCUGCUCUGGCGAGUCGACUCGCCCACGGAAACGAGGUCUCCCGCCUCGCCCUCGCCAAGAAUGGUCUGCGUAGCGAUGCCGUCCGCGAUCUCAUGACCGCUCUCCCCACGACCGCGAUAUCGAGUCUCGAUCUGAGCGAAAAUGAUAUCGGGCCUGUCGGCAUCCAAGCUAUCACGACCGAGCUCACGUCGAACGUGUCCAAGCUCGUGCACCUCAACCUCGCGGGCAACCACUUGAUGGACCGCCAUGUUGUGCCCCUCGUCUCGAAACUGGACGAGACCUGUCUUGUCUCGCUCGACCUGAGCUACAACAAGCUUGGGCAUGGCGCGAUCGUACCGCUCGGCCGCACGCUCAUGCGUACGCGGGUGCUAAAGCGCCUCAACUUGCGCUGGAACAACGUGCAGGGGCUCGGCCUCGACAGUCUAGCCGACGGUUUGAAGAGAAACAUGGGGCUCGCAGACCUGGACUUGAGCUGGAACCCGCUGGGGUCGGCGGGCGAGGCGUCGCGCCUCCAAGCGCUCGCCAACUUUAGCUUGAUGCUGCGGCGCAACACGGACUUGCACCACUUGGUGCUCGAAGCCAAUAACUUUAGUGUCGAGGACCUCAAGCUCCUCGAGUCGGGCCUCCGACACAACUACACGGUGAUUCUGCAUCUGCAGUCGGACGUCGCGAUCGUCGACGCCCAGCAGCAUCUCCGGUUCGACCACUAUACGCGCGACGCUGGCGCCAACAUCACCUUGGACAAGGCCACAAACGACAUCAACUGCUGGCUCUGCAGUGGCUGGCGGGAGCAUGCGUUUACGUUUACGUGGCAGCCGCUCAACGCGCCCAGUGUCGAAGCCGCGUCGCUGUGCCUGUCGAUCGAUCAGUUCCGAGGCGACGCGAUGAGCAAGGUCGAUGCGGAUCAGAGUUUCUUGCGGCGGCAUCGGAUGGUGCCACCGACACCGAUCGAGUACUACUUUUCGCGCCCCAAGACAACGGUGACGACGUCAAAGGCAACCUUGAGCUCUGGUGCGGCCAGCCUGAUUACGUGGGCGUAUCCGCGCUGGAGCCCCAUCGAGCACGACCCCACGGCACUCGUUUCAGCGUGGUCGAUGCAACAGUCGCUCUUCCUCGCCCGGCAGUCCGACUACCCAUGUAGCGCGAUGUAUGACACGGACAGCGUCCUCGCCCGCGCCGUCGCCCACGAUUGGGACCGGUCGCGCAUCGGCAAAGUGGUCAAGCGGGAGAAGCAACAGCAGCACUUGCAGGCGCUGGCCAAGGCCCACUACCGAGACCUGAUUGAGAUCUACCACUACUACGCGUCCCAGACACUGCCGCGCAGCCUCUCGGAGACGAUUCACGGCUUUUCGCUGCACCAGCGCGCGUUUAUUCAGUUUUGCACCGACUGCGAGGUGUACGAUGCUGCGUUUUGUAAACCUGUCGACGUGGACCGUGUCUUUUACGAGGUCAACGCGCACCUCUCGGAGCUCGGGUUUGUCGCGACGGGCGUGAGCAAAGGCCUCGCCCGGUACGAAUUUCUCGAGGCGCUCGUACGCAUCGCGCGUCUUCGGUUCGGCCACGUGCCGGGCCGCCGCCAACAAGCUGCUGUCGGUCUCGACAUUGGCGCGUCGUUUCAAGCGCUGUUGAUGCACCACGUGCUGCCGUUUGCACUUCGGUCGCCCGGCGACAGCUUUCGGUCCAAAGUCCUCUACACAAAAGGCACCGAGGAUGUCCUCGAGUGCUACCUCCCGACGCUCCGCGCAGUCUUUGAAGCGUACGCGACUCCCCGCUCGCUGCCCAAGACGCACGCGCGCAGUGUGAUCAAGACCAAGUCGUUUCUGGACUUUGCGCGGACGAUCGAUCUCUUGCGCGACGGCGGCCUCGUGCCCGAAAAGCCCACGAAAGACGCGCUCCGCACCGCCCAGCGCCUCUACCUCGCGAGCCAGCUCGCCGUGCCCGACGAGAGCACGCUUGUCUGUGCGGCGUGGCUCACGUUUUACGGCUUUCUCGAGUUUCUCGUGCGUCUCUCGCAGUCGCGCAUGCCGGAGGCGCCCGAUGCGCUUCCGUCCUUACUCGCGGCACUCUUUGCGAGUCUGCGAGGUACCAACGCCGCGUUGGCGCCGCGCCUGCGGGGCGUCGUGCGGUUUCUCGAGGCGUCAAACCCGGUCCGGCCCGAGUCGUUGCACGAACGGCUCGCCCGCAUCUGGGCCGCCCGACGCGAUGCGACCUAUCUCGCCGACGCACUUGAAACAAAAGCUUUGACGUACUAG
Molecule: messenger RNA, 3027 nt
Organism: Saprolegnia parasitica CBS 223.65
Lineage: Eukaryota; Oomycota; Saprolegniomycetes; Saprolegniales; Saprolegniaceae
Exons: 4
Coding region: 1-3027 (1008 amino acids)
Molecular function (GO): protein binding
Source: RefSeq, a predicted model, not a curated record